Messenger RNA from Drosophila eugracilis, 2639 nucleotides. RefSeq names its product homeobox protein slou (gene slou). The transcript has 4 exons. The record is from RefSeq and is a predicted model, not a curated record. Gene Ontology annotation, cellular component: nucleus. Gene Ontology annotation, molecular function: DNA-binding transcription factor activity, RNA polymerase II-specific; RNA polymerase II cis-regulatory region sequence-specific DNA binding. NCBI's taxonomy places the organism in Eukaryota, Metazoa, Arthropoda, Insecta, Diptera, Drosophilidae. The coding region runs from base 321 to 2270 and encodes 649 amino acids. Gene Ontology annotation, biological process: cell differentiation; regulation of transcription by RNA polymerase II.
GGCACACAACACAUCUGUUGGAUUAACAACUCCGAGAAAGACUGAAACAACCCUCAUCAUCAUUACGCUUCUGGCUCUUGAGCGUGUGAGUCGUGGCGCGCGCGGAUUACGCCCAGGAUAAUCGGACAUCGGAGCACAGUAGGUCCGUGGCAGUAUAGCGUCCACAUCGGAUAUUGGCAGAUCCAGAUUCAGUCGAUUGGCUGCCCUCAAGGUGACAGGACACGCAUCGCGCAGUGAAUGAACACAGCUAGUGAACAGAAUCAGUGAACUUUUUAGUGACAGACCAGUGAAUCCAAGACAAUAUUCCCAAAGAACCAAAAAUGGUCAUGUUGCAAUCGCCGGCGCAAAAGGCCAGCGAUAGUGCAUCUGCCCAGAACACAGCCGUCGGUGGCCUGAUGAGUCCCAAUUCGAAUCCGGAUUCACCCAAGUCCAACACCUCGCCGGAAGUGGCUAGUGUGGACAGCGUGGUUUCCAGUGGAGCAGGUGGCGGAGCUACUCCGCCAGCUGCUAAGAUACCUAAGUUCAUCAUCAGUGCCAAUGGCUCUGCAGUGGCAGGCAAGCAGGAACAGGAGCUGAGAUACUCUUUGGAACGGCUCAAGCAAAUGAGCAGUGAAUCGGGAAGCUUGCUCAGCCGCUUGAGUCCCUUGCAGGAGGACUCUCAGGACAAGGAGAAACCCAAUCACAAUAACAACAGCAGUCUUACCAACCACAAUGCGAACAGCAAUCCUCGGCGCUCGCAAUCUCCGCCAGCUGCGGUGGGAUCCGUGAGCUUCUCCUCACCCGCCCAGCAGCGGAAACUCCUGGAACUAAAUGCCGUUCGCCAUUUGGCACGACCGGAGCCACUGCAGCACCCACAUGCCGCCUUGCUGCAGCAGCAUCCACACCUGCUGCAGAAUCCCCAGUUUCUGGCCGCCGCCCAGCAACAUAUGCACCAUCAUCAGCAUCUUCAGCACCCACAUCCGCACUCGCAUCCGCAUCCACUUCCUCAUCCUCAUCCGGCGGCUGUCUUUCAUUUGAGGGCUCCCACCAGCAGUACCACUGCCCCACCUUCGCCGGCCACUUCGCCACUUUCGCCUCCCACUUCCCCGGCCAUGCAUUCCGACCAGCAGAUGAGCCCACCCAUCGUUCCGCCCCAGAAUCCGCCACAUUCCUCGCAGCAGCAACAACAGCAGCAGGUUGCCCCACCAUCGGACAUGGAUCUCGAGCGGAUCAAGCUGGUGGCCGCGGUGGCAGCUCGCACUACUCAAGCUCCCAGCACUUCUGUCUCUGCUUCGAACUCCGUUUCCAAUGCCAGCACCUCCAUCUCCAACUCCAGUUCCGGAUCACCCAGUGGACGGGAUCUCAGUGAUUAUGGGUUCCGAAUACAGCUGGGCGGUCUGGCGGCAGCGGCGGCGGCUGCAGCAGCCACCUCGCGGCAGAUUGCUGCAGCCAAUUACGCAAGGAGCGAUACCAGCGAGGAACUUAAUGUCGAUGGCAAUGACGAGGAUAGCAACGAUGGAUCACACAGCACGCCGUCGGUCUGUCCCGUUGAUCUGACCCGAUCGGUGAACAGUAAUGCCCCGGCAAAUCCGAGUUCCGCCUCGACGAGUGCCUCCAGUGAGCGAGAUGCGGCCACCAAGCGUCUGGCAUUCUCCGUGGAGAACAUCCUGGAUCCGAACAAGUUCACGGGCAACAAGCUACCCAGUGGUCCUUUUGGCCAUCCAAGGCAGUGGAGCUACGAGAGGGAUGAGGAGAUGCAGGAGAGAUUGGAUGACGAUCAAAGCGAGGAUAUGUCUGCCCAGGAUCUCAAUGACAUGGAUCAGGACGAUAUGGACGAUGGCAGCGAUAUUGACGAUCCCAGCAGCGAGACGGAUUCGAAAAAAGGCGGCAGUCGCAAUGGCGAUGGCAAAUCUGGCGGCGGUGGUGGAGGCGGUGGCUCAAAGCCUCGAAGAGCCCGCACUGCCUUCACCUACGAGCAGCUGGUUUCACUGGAGAACAAGUUCAAGACCACAAGAUAUCUUAGCGUCUGCGAGCGGCUAAACUUGGCUCUUAGUUUGAGUCUGACGGAGACCCAGGUUAAAAUCUGGUUCCAGAACCGUCGCACCAAGUGGAAGAAGCAAAACCCCGGCAUGGACGUCAACUCCCCCACCAUUCCACCACCCGGCGGCGGUUCCUUUGGCCCAGGGGCCUAUGCCAGCGGACUCCUCUACUCACAUGCCGUGCCCUAUCCACCCUACGGACCCUACUUCCACCCCCUUGGCGCCCAUCACCUCAGCCAUUCGCACUCAUAAAAUUGCAAGAUGCAACAGCGAUUGUUGCAACUGUUCGAAAAGCGAGGCAGAACGGAAGGGUGCGCGGCUGGACCUGCGGCCGGAAGCGGAUCGAUGGCCAGCAAGGAUAAACUGUAAAUGUGAAGCUGCUUUAAGUGUGUGUGUGUGUUUAGUAUUCGGUCAGAGAUUUCCUUUGUUAACCUUCGAUUCCUUCGAUUAAAUGCUGUACAUAGUUCUUGUAUAAAUAUGCUAGCUGCUAGUGCUUAGAACCUCGAAUGCCAUAUCUAGAAUUAAAAAUUAUACAUAAUUACAAGGUAGCGUUUAAGUGGCAAGCAAAAUCAAAAAGAGCAAACCAAAAAUUGCAUAAAUGUCAAGUGAAAAAUAAACAUU